UCGGCCGUGAGGAGGAGGAAGAAGAAGAAGAAACGAAGAAGAAGAAGAAGAAGAUCAUCCACCAUGUUUUCCUUCAACAUGUUCGACCACCCCAUCCCCCGGGUCUUCCAGAACCGCUUCUCCACGCAGUACCGCUGCUUCUCCGUGUCCAUGCUGGCCGGCCCCAACGACAGGUCAGAUGUGGAGAAAGGCGGGAAGAUCAUCAUGCCGCCGUCGGCCUUGGACCAGCUCAGCCGGCUGAACAUCACGUACCCCAUGCUGUUCAAGCUGACCAAUAAGAACUCGGACCGGCUGACUCACUGUGGCGUGCUGGAGUUCGUGGCCGACGAGGGGAUCUGUUACCUCCCGCACUGGGUAGGCUGUCGGGUGACCGGGGGCACGGGGCCUGCCCAGGGGACCGCAGCAAGGGGCCGGUCCCGGAUGACUGAUGCUGCCCGGGGGAGGCCUCUGCCCCCGCCCCCUCCGCCCCCCGCCCCUACCCUGAGGCCGCGUCCCCCCCCGCAGAUGAUGCAGAACCUGCUCCUGGAAGAGGGAGGCUUGGUGCAGGUGGAGAGCGUCAAUCUGCAGGUGGCCACUUACUCCAAGUUCCAGCCCCAGAGCCCCGACUUCCUGGACAUCACCAACCCCAAAGCCGUGCUGGAGAACGCCCUGAGAAACUUUGCCUGCUUGACCACAGGAGAUGUGAUCGCCAUCAACUACAAUGAGAAGAUCUACGAGCUGCGGGUCAUGGAGACCAAACCGGACAAGGCCGUGUCCAUCAUCGAGUGUGACAUGAACGUCGAUUUCGACGCCCCCUUGGGCUACAAAGAGCCCGAAAGGCAGACUCAGCCCGAGGAGAUUACGGACGUCGAAGGUGACCACAGCGGCUACGUGGGCGACAUUGGAUUUAGAGCAUUCUCUGGCUCCGGGAACCGGCUGGAUGGAAAGAAGAAAGGCGUCGAGCCUCGCCCCUCGCCCAUGAAGCCCGGAGACAUCCGGAGGGGAAUUCCCAAUUACGACUUCCGCCUGGGCCGGAUCACCUUCAUUCGGAAUUCAAGACCCCUGGCCAAGAAGGUGGGAGAGGAUGACGCUGGAGGCCGCUUCAUCGCCUUCUCCGGGGAGGGUCAAUCCCUGCGCAAGAAGGGGAGGAAGCCGUAGCCCGGCCGCCGGCCAAUAAAUCGUCUCGUGCAACGCCA
This is a messenger RNA of Tachyglossus aculeatus (Australian echidna), 1175 nucleotides long. RefSeq names its product ubiquitin recognition factor in ER associated degradation 1 (gene UFD1). Gene Ontology annotation, cellular component: VCP-NPL4-UFD1 AAA ATPase complex. Bases 64 to 1137 code for a protein of 357 amino acids. NCBI's taxonomy places the organism in Eukaryota, Metazoa, Chordata, Mammalia, Monotremata, Tachyglossidae. The record is from RefSeq and is a predicted model, not a curated record. Gene Ontology annotation, molecular function: polyubiquitin modification-dependent protein binding. The transcript has 11 exons.